Messenger RNA from Coccinella septempunctata (seven-spotted ladybird), 5979 nucleotides. RefSeq lists its product as uncharacterized. Bases 165 to 5840 code for a protein of 1891 amino acids. NCBI's taxonomy places the organism in Eukaryota, Metazoa, Arthropoda, Insecta, Coleoptera, Coccinellidae. The transcript is spliced from 4 exons. The record is from RefSeq and is a predicted model, not a curated record.
GGAGGGAAUAUUGAUAAAUCUUAGGGUCAAGACUAAGAUAACUUCAGUAUAUAAAUCUAUAACAUUAAAAUCUGUACUCAAACGAGAAAGUAUCAGCUGUUGGUUUUUUCUCUCUGUGAUUGCUGAAAGAUUUCUUCAGCUAUUUUUUUAGAAUAGGGCAAACGAUGAAGAAGCUCAUCUUCUUCUGUUCAGUAUUGGCCCUUGGCACGGCCAAACCAAACGGCUACUUCCACCAAGAGUACAGCUACAAAAGUUCCUCGUCCUCUUACAAAAACAACGAACUGCAACACAAAAAAGACGACCAAGGCUUCUACUCGAAAGAUGGCGACCUCGAGGGCAGGGUCAAACCGAAGGUCAACUCCCAAAGCCAACACACGGAAUAUACAAAUCCGAAACUAUUGGGCGCAUCUGGCGGUUAUCAAACGGCCGCAGGUUUGUCCAACGGAGCCAAUUACAUGGCAGGUUCCGACAGGUUGUACGCUGGGGUGGGCGGGUUACAGAGCGCAGGCGCGGUAGACGGUUACGCCUCCUCAGACAGGGUACUGGACCUUGCCAACGUGUACAACACGAGGGGAUAUGGCUCGAAUCAAGGCUUGGGAACCCUGCAGGCUGGUAGAUACGUAGGAACUGGCAGUAAUUAUGGGUAUACCCAGGGUGGAAGCAGUUACGGUUACAUGCAGCAUGGGAGCUCUCAAUCCUCAUCAGCAGGUUCCUACGUGAGCAACGCCAACCUAAACGCCCUGAUGCAACGGCUCCAAGACGACAUGACCAGGCAGCUGCAGCAGGCCAUCUACAGUCAACAUCAAUCGUCCGGUUACAGCACGUCCAGCAACCAAAUGAACGCUGAUAUAAGGCUUCUCGAGGAAGAACUGAAGAGGAACCUCACGAGACAACUGCAGGACAGUCUGAGGACCCAAUACGGCACCAACACGUACUCCAUAGUCGAAGGAAGACCAUCUACGGCCCCCGACUACUCGAAUCAAGAACUAGCAGCUUUAACGCGUCGUUUAGAAGACGAUCUCAUCAGUAAAUUACACCAGAGCGUCCGCACCACUUACAACAGUCAAACGUCGAACACUUACACGUCGAGCAACACUUACAGACCCGUUGUGGUGUACCCUGCGACAACUCUGAGACCUUACUACGACAGACCGGUGAUAACAACACCGAACACCAUCAGAUACACCAUGAUCCCGAGCAGAGAAACCAUCAGCUACCCAGGAAAACUAACCGUUGAAACCCCGACCAACAUCAGAUACACGCCAGUGCCGAACCCAGAAUCCUUGACGCAGAUAGCCUCGAGAACGCAAUCUGAAGUCAAUUCCUACCUGGACACAGCCCUACAGAACCUCUACUCUACGUACUUGCAAGCGGACAGAACGUCAUACUACACGAUGACAGAUUUCGAAAACGAAGUGAACAGGAUCAAGAGCGAUAUCCUCAGGAACCUAACCUACAAUCUGGACGACCAGAUCAGGAGGAAUUACGGACAUCAGGUACUGAAGAACGAUUACUAUUACAGCGUUUCCACCAAUGGGGAUCUCAGCACUCAAUCCAACUACAAUUUGGGAGACUACGAGAGCCUGAAGAAGCAGGUAGAGGACAAUUUGCUGCGUAAACUGAAACAAACGGUGGACGCUUACAGGGAACAGUAUCAACGCUACCUGUCGCAGUAUAGAGAGAGUUCAUCGAACACCUACUCCGUCACUUACAGACCAGUUUAUUACACUUCCGGCAAUCAGAUGUACGAUUACUCCGAUCUGCAGAGGCAAAUGUCUCAACAGCUCCAGAACGCGUUGAACAAACACAGAUACAGCCAAUCCUCCUCUUACUCCGCGUCCGCCUCCUACAACCCUCAAGCCUACCAGACGUCUUUGGACGAGUUGUCCAGGGAAUUACAGAGGAAUCUCACGGAACAACUCAGCAACUUCAGGGCUUCUUCCAGUUCGAGCAGUAGCUACGGUUACUCAUCUGGAAGCGGCGGUAACGCUGACUUUGAAUCGAUGAAGAACCAACUUCAAAACCAGCUGAUGCAGCAGCUUCGUCAAGGUUUGCAGAACCAGCACCACUACAGCGCGAGCGCGUCCUACAGCGCGUCCAGUUCCUCCUCUGCCAACGCCAACUACGGCAUGCGUCAGGCUUAUGGCAGUUACCCCACUACUUGCCUGCAUGGCUGCAGUAAAAGGAGGAGGAGAGACCUCUACCAAAACUCCUACAGUACCGUAAACAAAAGACAUGGUGUCAAAAGCGUGAGGAGGUUCUAUUCUACCCCAACAGGAAGCAAUGCAGACCUUUCGUCUUCACCAAGAUACCUUUAUCAUCCAGAAGAAUUGAGUUACUCCCAUGGAAUGAACUCACCUUCUUACAACAACCAUUUGAAACGCCACCAAGAACUAGAUCCUGAUAUAGUCGAAGAUCUAGGAAUAACAAACCAUCAAACCGCACCAAAAAGAGAUGAUCAACAACUAGAACAAAAACCCUACAAGUACACAAUAAACUACGACAAACAAAACGAAUUAACGCAACAGUUGGAAGAAACCCAACCUCUACCGAAAAUCAACGACGAUUUGAGCCAACAAUUGGAGGUCGGACACCGAACCACUCAGAAGAUAUACAGAUUCUCUGGAAAGUUGGAAGAUCAGAACGAAUCGACUCAACAGUUGGAAAUUUCAGCGCCUGGCAGUCGUAGCCACCACAAACUUCGCCAAUACGAACAAGAGCUGGAGGGACAGUUAAGUUUGAAUUCACCGUCAUUCGGUCAACGUCUAGAAGGCCAAAAUACGAUAGGACACGUCCAAAAACCUGAACACUUCGGUCGGAAGCUUGAAAGACAAUCGAACUCCGACCAAGAAAUCUUAGGACAACAAUUAGAAGAUCAGAACUUGAUCGGAAAUUUACAUAAGCCGAAGAAUAAUGAUCAAGAACUUGAGGGCCAGUUAAACAUCGACCAGCAAACUUUAGGACAAGAGUUGGAAGACCAGAAUUUGAUGGGAAAUUUGCAUGGACCUAAACAUGAUGACCAAGAGCUUCAAGGUCAGGAUCAACAGAUGCUGGGACAACAUCUAGAAGAUCAAAACACCUAUCGCAAACAAAGCCUAGGGGAGCAAGAGAUCGAGGGACAAUUGAGUCUAGGACAAGAAGACCAAGCUACAAUCAAACCAAGGCAACACAAUCAAGAGCUAGUAGGACAAUUGCAUUUGGAGCAACAAUCACUAGGACAACAGUUGGAAGAUCAAAAUCAAAUGAUAAAUUUACACAAACCCAAACGUAAGCACAACUUCCAAGAACAACAAACUGGUGAUGAUCAAAAUCAGCUGGAACUAACUCAAAAGUUAGAACCGGAUGAUUUGCCUGGACCUAAAAUGGUUCUAGGACAACAGCUGGAAGAACAAAAUCAAAUGAUAAAUUUGCACAAACCCAAACGUAAGCCCAACUUCCAAGAACAACAAACUGGUGAUGAUCAAAAUCAGCUGGAACUAACCCAAAAGUUAGAACUGGAUGAUUUGCCUGAACCUAAAAUGGAUCUAGGACAACAGCUUGAAGAACAAAAUCAAUUGAUAAAUUUGCACAAACCCAAACGUAAGCACAACUUCCAAGAACAACAAACCGGUGAUGAUCAAAAUCAGCUGGAACUGACCCAAAAGUUAGAACCGGAUGAUUUGCCUGAACCUAAGAUGGUUCUAGGACAGCAGCUGCAAGAAAUACCUACGCAGGAACUUGAACUGGGCAGUGUUCCUAAAAAACGAACAAAUUCAGAUGAAAAAUUGGAAGGAUCUGACCAACUGAUGCAACAGCUCGAGACUAUAGGCUCUGGAAAACCAAAUUAUGGGGGCUAUGCCCAGCAACAAUCUGAUAUCGAUUUGCAGUCCCCAGAUCAGCAACUCACUGAUUUAUCCCAACAGCUGGAGUUAACGAAACCACUUUACAGCAAACCAUCGCCUGCUGUAGCUCAGUUGGAAUUGAAACCAGUCCAGAAACAAAUAGAAAAUGACGAUGAUCUACAACAAUUGGAAUUAGAGGAAAAGCCUAAACAUACACAACCAUCGCAGCAACUCGAUAACGACCUCACUCAACAACUAGAAAUAGAAGGUUCCAUCAAUGGAAAAACCAACUCAGAUCAGCAACUGCAGAACCAGGAGGACUUAGAUCAAAGUUUGGAACUUAUCGGAGGUCCAGCACCAAAACCAGGAAGGCAAGAACAAAGGCAGGUUGAUUCCCCACUUUUCCUUCAAUCUAUCCCAAAAAAUACCGACCAAGUGCAAAGACAAGCAGAUGACUUGACCCAACAAUUGGAAGAGUUGGGGAAACCACAGCAACAAACUCCAGAAACUGACUUUACGCAACAACUCAUUCUAACAAACUCUCAGAAACCAAACUUGAAUCAAGUGCAACAACAAAUAGAAGAUUCAACUGGGGACCUUCCAGCCCAAAAAUUAGAAGCAACAGUUAGGAAUCCUACACAUGGUCCAGAACAACAGCAAGAAGAUCUCCUAACUGAUCAAAGAUUAGAAGAACCUGAGCAAAAGUUGGAAUUGAACGGUUUGAGCCAGACAAACAUCAAACCACAACAAACCAUUGUGAACCAAGAAGUGGAUGAUGGGCUAAGCCAACAGUUGGAGCUUGGUGAUGUACAGAAACCUCAAAAGGGGAACUUUGCCAGUGGACAACAGCAAGAGACCGAUUUUACUCCAUUAGAGUUCGUCGGAGGAAGAAAACGAAAACCAAACCAUCAAUAUCACCCCACCUUAGAAUCUGAGUUAUCUCUUACCCCUGAAAAGAGGCACUCUGAGAAUGAUCUUGUGAACCAACCUGAAAGAAGUUUCAGGCACCAUUCUCAACAUUCAAGCAUUGAAUUGAACGCUGUGGGUCAAAGUAAGCAUUACCCUUCCCAAACAUUUGGAAAUUAUGAUCUUCCAGGCUCUUACAGACAAGAAUCCGAGCAAAGAGCCUUCACUAAUGGUCAUUCUGGACAUUUUACCGGUAACACCUUCCCUUCUUUGGGUUCUCAAGUUAGAGUAGACUCCUAUGAAAAUGCGCUGAAGCAGCAAGAUGCUUUGAUGGAUUUGUUGAAGGAAAAAGUUGAUUCUCUAGGUAUUUAUGGAAAGCGUACAAUAAAGAAGACUGUCUUCAUUAAUGGUAAACCUGUGGAAACGCAGGAAAGCUCUCAACUAAUUAAGCCAAAUGGUGAAGUUAUCCCUCUAGGAGCUACCUCCCUACCUUCUAAAAGCAUAUAUAGCCCCUUUGGUAGUGCUCCCAUUUCUCAAUCGUCCAAUUAUUUCGGAGAAAACUUGAGACCAACAUAUCACUUAACAAGUCCUACAUUUUCAGGAAAAACCCAGUUAUUCACUCAGGGCAGGACGUUUGAACAAAACCCCUCAUCACUUUUUGAAACGGAUCUCUUGAAUGGGGGACUCCGAAGAGAAUCUGAAUUCUCUGGUAAAACCACCAGACGAGUUGUUCACUAUGUGAAUGGAAAGCCUGUUAGUGCGUCUGAAAAAAUUCAGAUAACGAAGCCUAACGGUGAAGUAAUUGAGAAAAAUCAUGAGUUGCCAACAGAUCAACUGAAUUCUUUAACACGUGGGUUCCCCAAUAGUCAAUUUGAACAUGGUAUCCAUACCCUUAAUGUACCCCAGAUUCAAAUAAGCAGUCAGAUUGCUGGUGAUUCAAAACAAACAAUACAAAGGACACAUUACGUCAGCAGUAAAUUAGUGGGCUCAAGUAGCCAAGGUGUGAGUCAAAAUGAACAAAGAUCAGUUAUCGAAGAUAGUUUACCAAGAAAUGAAAAUAAUUACUCCUUCGGAACCAAAACAUCCAGACAUUUUGGAAGUGGCAGUUAUUGAAUAGCUCAUUUAGUAAUAAGAUAUAUGAUUUAAGUUGCAAUCAAAAAAUAAUUUAUUACAUUGAAUCACAAUAUUUGUGUUCUGUAUUAUAUUUCAUGACUGUAUUUAUAAUUUAUUCAAAUAAAGUUUCAAGAAUGAA